UGUUUCUCUCUGUCUGGAUCUGUCCGUUUCUGUGCUAGUGUGUGGUAGCAGCGUUUCUCUUCACUGCAGGGGCAGCUUCAUUCUCUCUUCCAGGAUGUCGGGCCUUCUGACCAGCUCUCUUCUGCUCUUCCUCUCCCUGACGCUGUUUCAGAUCCCCACACCAGAGGCAAAGCCUCUCUCUACCAUGCGUGGAGGAGGUCGCAGCUUUGACACCCAGGCAGGUGGAGUCCGUCUGCGAAGAGACCUGCGUGAUUCAGUGCCCUACGAGGCCCAGAUGAUGUCUUACCCCGCUGCUGACUUCAGGAGUCGGAGCAAUGAUCUGUACUACCAACCAGAGGUCUUAAGAGCUCAAGGUGUUGGACAAGCCCUCCAGCGGCUAGUGGAGAAUGAUCAGAGGCGGGAUCAGGAAGCAGCAUAUCUGGCAUCAAUGCUGCGUCUCCUGAACGAGGCACAGAAUAACGGGCAGGGCAAACCAGAGGAAGAGGAGGAGGAGGAGGGUGAUUUCCAGGGCCCGUACCCUCCAGACUACGACGAGACCGAGCAGGCUGUGAGCAUGGCGAAGCCCCAGGCCUCAUGGCAGGGCCUUCUGGAUCCUCAGCUUACUCAGGCUCUACUCAACCGCUACAAGCAGGAGAGACUGAUGCAGGCUGGACUCGCUCCGAACACCAACAGGAUACCAGAGAGAGAGCAGGACAAAGACCAAGAGAUGCUCAGGUACCUUGUUGAGAAGAUCCUCUCCAGCUUGGGAUCGGGUGGCAAUCAGGGAGGCCCUUCAAACCAGCGUGCUAAACGGGACCUGAGCAUUGUGGCCAACAUGGAGCAAUCUGGAGGAUCCGCCCUAAAACGCUCCCGCCGGUCCUUGGACUCCGCCCCUGGCCCCUCCCCCCAUGCUGAGGCAUCACUGCUGAGGGUGAAACGGCUCGAUGGCGACAUGGACGACGACGAGGUUGCAGGGCAGAGCAACAGAAUGCCACACGUCGGUCUACAGAGAAUGAAGCGCAUAGACACUGACCUGCCACCCCCCAAAAACCACAGCCGCAAGCGCAGAGCCCUGACCUACGACCCCGCUCUGAUCGCACAGCACAUCCUGCAGUACCUGCCAGCCUAAAGAGUAUGUGAAAGUGAGAGGAAUAAAAGGGAAAUGUUUGGGGAAAUAGAGAGAAAUCUAGACAGACAGAGCAAGCAAGAGUUUCAGACGGGACUGCAACAUUUCACUAGAUUACAGAUACGCCAGUGUUCAUUGUCAUCUGCCUAAAUCUAUUCAAGGCCUGCUUGCCGAGGUACUCUGAUAUGAUGAUACUCUGUUUCAAUGUUAUACUAUAAUAAAUCCCACACACAUAACAGCUUAUGAAAUAUGCUUUUUGUUUUUCUUCUUUCUAGCUACAUUCUACAGAACGUAAGCCCUUUUCCACCACGGAACAAAAAAAAAUAAAAAGGUAACUGUGACUUUUUUUUCUUGCAAUUCUGGGUUUAUAUCUCACAAUUCUGACAUAAAAUCAGAAUUGUGAGAUCAAAAGUCGCAAUUACCUUUUAAAUUUUUUUAUUCCAUGGUGGAAACAGGAUUCCAUAGUACAGGCAUUAAUUGACCAUACUGACAUGGAAAUAAUUAGUUAUUGACUUGCACAAGUAGCUUGUUGCUGUUUUUGUCAGAAACAACAGGAUCAAAGUUACAUUUAACUUAAUUACAGAUUCAGAUUUUAAGUGAUGCUACACUAUAAAUAAGAUCUGUUUGAAUAUUGCUGCUGAUAACCCACUUGGUUCUUAAAAACAAAACCACAGCUUGACCAGGGUCAUGUAAGAGUGCAUUUAGGUGACGUUUUGUCGUGUACAUUGUUCUUACUGUAAGCCAUUUGCCACUUGGCAAUCCUGAGUUUCUCAGCAGAUGAAAGGAGCAUGACUCUGUUUCCUUAGAGAUCCAAAUAUAUCAGAGCUUUGCUACAGCUACAGUGAGUUUGGAGAUGCUCUGUUUCAUAUUGUGAGCAAAGUAACAGUAACUCACAGCUCAAUCAGUAACAGGCUCAAUCAGUGUCUACACCUACAGUACUGUUUUAGAAAUGAAACUUAAUUUAGAAUUUAGAAUUUUUUUUUAGAAACAAAUGAUUGAGAAACGAAAAUGUCUGAAAUCUAUUUAUUGCAUAAGAUAUCCAGUACAGGUUUAAACAGCACAACACAUCAGAUCAGUUGCUUUAUACAGCAGUAAUCAGCAGCACUACAUGAGUUUAGACUCAAAAAGAGCCUGUCUAAAUGUCAAACAUGCUCUAAGUUAGUUUCCUGUCCUCUCUUUCUCUGAUUGGCUGUCUAAAGUAGUGUGCCAUUUUCUUAGUGUCAUAUGCAUCCUAUCAAAGCUUGAUGAAGUGUUUUUGUCCCUUGACUUGGCUUUGAAACACUCUGUCUGAUACUAAUCGCUGUCCCAACUUUCUGCCCUCUGGGUCUGUAAUCUGACUGUUAUGAAUUUGUGAAGGAAAUCGUAGCUAUAUAAUCGUAUAUAAAUGCUUAUUUGUGCAGUCAUAAAAUCUUGUACAAAAAUACAUUACUGCAAAAAUACAAUACUGCAAGUUUUGUCAAACAACAAAAAUCAGUGUAAGUGCUAAUAAAGUGUAUGUGAACUACAA
Messenger RNA from Cyprinus carpio (common carp), 2612 nucleotides. It is a transcript of the gene pcsk1nl, whose product is annotated as proprotein convertase subtilisin/kexin type 1 inhibitor, like. Bases 95 to 1108 code for a protein of 337 amino acids. Gene Ontology annotation, molecular function: endopeptidase inhibitor activity. Lineage: Eukaryota; Metazoa; Chordata; Actinopteri; Cypriniformes; Cyprinidae. The transcript has 3 exons. The record is from RefSeq and is a predicted model, not a curated record. Gene Ontology annotation, biological process: negative regulation of endopeptidase activity.